Messenger RNA from Oppia nitens, 1035 nucleotides. RefSeq lists its product as uncharacterized. The transcript has 2 exons. Lineage: Eukaryota; Metazoa; Arthropoda; Arachnida; Sarcoptiformes; Oppiidae. Bases 225 to 962 code for a protein of 245 amino acids. The record is from RefSeq and is a predicted model, not a curated record.
AGUUUAUUGUCACACAUUUGACUGUUUUUGCGCCAAAACAUUACAUUUGGUGUGUUUUGUGUGAGUGUUGUCUAUGUUUUGCAAAACAAACAGUUGUUUCAUCAAAAUUGUCACAAAUUUAGUCAUUGUUUUGAUUGUGAAUUCAAUUUAGCAUUUUUUUUGACACGAUUUAUAUAUUGAUUUUAAUUUGAUUUUUACAAAGUAUUAAAUGUUAUGACAAAACAAUGGCUAAACUUAAGGAAAAAAAUACAGUCUCUAAAGAUAAGACWUGUGAAGACAUUAAGACAGUGACAGAUAAAAUGGUGACAAUGAAGAAGACAACGAAAAAGACUCGAAAACAAGUAAUAAGUUUCGAUGAAAAUGUUAAUACAUUGGAUAAGAUGGUGAAGACAACGACGGAUACAAAACACAAGAAAAACUUACUGAAGAAGAAGAAUACAAAUAAUAGUAAUAACAGUAUCAAAGUUAUGACCAAAACACAGGACAACAAAAGUGAUGUUAACAUUGAUAUGAGUCAGUGUACUGUUCGUCGGUCUAAACGCAUCCGCAAAGUCACCGAUCGAUAUACAACUGAAGUUGUAAUCAAACGCCGCCGACAAAAGACUGUUGAAAUUGAGAAAACAGACAUCAGAUCAACACUAAAGAUUAUUAGUGAUGAAAAUACCAGUUGUAAUGAGGAUUUGAAAAGUAAGGCAAAGACAGCAACAAAAACCAUAUCUAAACAAAAGUCUUCGAAAUCGAAGGAAAAGAAGACUAAUAGGCGGAGACCGAGUAUUGGUGGCAAUAGUAUCAACAAAAUGUUAUCCAAUUUGAGAGAAAGUCGGCGCAAAAUACCAGAACAUCAGAAAUUGAAAUUUGUUGAAAAGGAUCCGUGUAUUGAAAUACUUCACCAACGAAUAGGACUCGUGACCACCAGAUUAUCAGCCAUUCCAGAGUCUUGUGAAGAGUAUUUGUAUAAAUAAUUUAUUAUAACUAUUUAGUCUGUUUUCAGUUUUAUUUCGAUAUAUAUUUUAAUUAAUAGACAAAAUACUGUAU